AUGGAUACGAAAGGCAACAAACGCGCAACUUCAGCAGGCUACCGAUUGCCAGACCGACCUAACGUCGCUUUGAUAUCACAGUCCUCCGUCUCUGUGUACAAACUUCCGCCGGACAGGACUCGAACCCCCGGCGGCGGAGAGAGUCCUUGGCAGACCCCCUUGUCUCGCGACCCAGUCAAACAGGAUCAAGUGUGGCGCGAGUUCGUGCGCGCAGAGAGGAAUGGAGUGAAAGAAUGGUAAUGGCUGCUUUUAGAAUGCACAGCAUGAAUUAUUUCCCUCCUUAUCAUUUUUUACCUGUCUAUCUUUAGUGCACAUUUCAUACAGGUAGCCCAAUCUGAAUCCGAAAUCUUCACUGUUGUUUAAUAGGAAUUUAAUUCCAAUUCAUGAUACAGCCUAUCUUUUCCAUUUAUUCUUGAAGAAUUAAACAUAUAAAUGCUGACAAUGUUAUUUGGUACCCAAUGAAAUGUAGGCCUAUCAUUAGGGAGGUAGGCCUUAGGCCCAUGACACAACUGCGUGUUAGGAGUAUAGACCAAUGACUGUAUAUGAAUGGACAACGCCAUCGAGAAGCCAAAUCUGCUAACCUUAAAUUAAGACCAAAAAGCACAUUUUUGUUUUCUUGAAUUUUUACGAUUCAGCCAAUUUUGACUUUGUGGUUGUGCUAUCUAGUGGAAACCCCCAAAUAAAGUAGGUUAAGAUGGUGUCUCAUGGAGACAUAACAUGGUCAUAUAACAUGUGCAGACUAUUCCAGGAAGUGAUGUUGCAGGCUAGCUCAGUGCUGCCCCCUCUCAUUGAGUAACUCAAUUUGAAGGCUGACCUGGAUACUGCAGGCUGCCAUUGGCAACUAUAUAAAUUAUCCUUAUAACUUCUUCUGGGUGCGAUUUUAAAAUAAUCGGUUCAAGGACAUACAUCUGGUGUAUUAGAAGGAAUUAUUGGUACUAUGAUUGUCUUCGGAAUUUUUAUUUAUUUACACGAAGAUUGACAUUAUUCCAUCCACUAUAAUGGUGGAUCCUGUUUUCUGCUAACAAUGCCUGCAGUACCGCGGUCGGCCUUGAGCUUCCGUGGUUUCAAUGAAAGGGGGCAGUCGUUCUCCCCUGGUAUAGGCAACCAAAUAGGCCUACAAUCAUAAUUGUGUUUUGAUCAACAGGCAGAAGAAUUGGAGUUUUCUCAAGAACUAUGAUCAGCUGGUAAAUAAUUUGCCAAUUUAUUAUCUCGUUAAAUAGUCCACUGUUUUCUUUUAACACAAUCUCUUGUUGAUAUCAAUGCUGCAUGAUCCUGAUCUGAAGUUGGUAUGACCCUAAACGUUGUGCCCACUUGUCCACACAGGGUAACCACAGAGCAGAGAGACCUUUACCAAACUAUGUGCCAGUGUUUUCUGACCAUCUCCCCAACACCACCAACCAGAUGUUUGGGAGUCGUGUGUGCACACCACUGGGUAGGGAGCUGAUGAGAAUGGAUAAGCUGUUAAUUGGAAGCUAUAGCAAGUGCAAGCAGGGUCCAGAUAUGCAGCCUUGCUAG
Coregonus sp. 'balchen' is the source of this 1515-nucleotide messenger RNA. The record is from the annotation of a GenBank genome assembly. Lineage: Eukaryota; Metazoa; Chordata; Actinopteri; Salmoniformes; Salmonidae.